AUGGUGACUGGAAAUAAAAAGGCGCAGGUUGAUGGGGACGCUGGUGUGGAUAUAUUUGACGAGGAAGAAUGGUACUUUGUGGAAAAGGAUAGUGAGGAAGAGAAGUGCGAGAGCUUCUCAAGCUUGAUUGAUGAUGAUGAUGUUGAUGCUGAUGGUAAUGAUGAUGGUGAUGGUGAUGAUGGGGAUGUUGAUGAUGAUGAUGUUGAUGAUGGUGAUGUUGUUAAUGAUGAUGAUGAUGAUGGUGGUGAUGAUGAUGUUGCUGAUUAUGAUGAUGAUGAUGGUGUUAAAUCUCUUCAGAUUCCAUAUUUUCCACCUCGAUCUACAGUUAAGUCAUCAUCAUCAAUGCCCCCCCUUAUUUGUUUUUCACCCGAAAGGAAGAUACCUCCAGCCAUAUAUAUCAAAGAUCCGAUAAUCCAACAAAUCCUCCCUUACCUCCCAGCCAAAUCCCUCAUGAGGUUCAGAUCCGUCUCCAAGCGCUGGGACCGCUGGAUCAGAAGCCCAAUCCUCUCACACCACCAGGCACAAACCCACAAGCCCAUCACAGGCUUCUUCUGCCAGUCCCACUACUCAAGGCCCACCUUCUUCACUCUCGACCAAUCCUCUUGCGGCAUCCCCUCCCACUCCUUCUCAUUCCUCCCCGACUCCACCUAUUUAGUAGCCUCGACCCACGGCCUCCUCGUCUUCCUCCCUCACUUCGGGCCAGACAUCUACUACAUAUGCAACCCCGUGACGCGGGCCUUUCGGGCCCUCCCAAGGCCCGGUCUCUACCACGGGCUCAAUUCUGCCUGCGUCCUCGCGUUCGACUCUGCCCCUGAAAACAUCGAGUCCUACUAUCAGCUCGUGUGCGCCGUGCCCCUUGUUGGCCAGCCUGUCGUGUGCUUCGAGACGUAUUCGUCAGAGACGGGCUUAUGGACGCGCUCGAAUGCCGUGUGUACUGAAAUUGGCCCGUAUGAAUAUUUUGGAACGGGACUUUACAUGAAAGGGGUGGCUUAUUGGCGCACGUCUGGCGGGAAGUUGGUGGCUUUCGACACUAAAUUUGAUGUGUGUGAGGUUUUGGUGCUGCCUGAGGGGAGUCCGGUUCGUGGGGUCCUGGUGGAGAUGGAAGGGGAGAUUGCUUAUGUUGGGAUUUGUGAGGUGAGUGGGGUGGGAUAUGUGGUGAAGAUUUAUUAUGGGGUGGAGAUGAGAUUGGUGAAGGAGGUGAAGUGGUGCCUGGAGAAUGUGGGUUGUUUUGGGGGGAAUUAUGGGGUUUUGCCUUAUUAUGAGAAGGGGAGGUUGCUGGUGAUGGUUGGGGGAAUGGUGUAUUGGUGUGGGAUGAGAGAUGAGAGGUUUGAGAAGGUGGUGGGCUGCGAGGUAUCUGAGUCGACUGUGCAUCAUAGGAUUUUCCCGUAUGUUAACAGCUUGGUUUACUUGAGUUGA
This is a messenger RNA of Striga asiatica, 1416 nucleotides long. The record is from the annotation of a GenBank genome assembly. Lineage: Eukaryota; Viridiplantae; Streptophyta; Magnoliopsida; Lamiales; Orobanchaceae.